UUGUGCGCACAGUGGAACGAAUCAUCGUCCAGAUCCAAUGAAAGCUCCACUGAGGACAUGGAAUGAACGAGUCUUUGAAUUUGACCAGAAAAAAAGGUUUAUUCAAAAUCUCAGAGUUAUUAUGGUGAGCUAAAUUCACUUUCUCCGCUCCAUCGUUGAAGGCACGAUGGUCCCUCCCCUACACGAAAUCCUUUGUGAAAAUCUUGUUGGACUUUUUUCCUCCAGUUCCUUCAAACGUCAAGUGUAAUUCCUACCGAGGACUUCGCCUCUGUGCUCUCACUGUCUUGAAGGUGGAGCAGAUAUGAGAAGAAACCGACUAUCAACUAACCAAGAAGAAUUCUGAGAUGAAAAUUCCUAUAUCACCAAACGCUGCUUCUUUUUAAAUAACAAGCACCCCUUUGAGGAUUUUACAUAUCCAUCAAUCGAAUGAUAGCAGAGGUUUCUCUACAAUGGGCCCGGUACCCUUAAAACUCCUGCUCUCCAUCUCGGCGCUAGCUGUGCUGGUGGCUGCAGCAGCCAACGAUGCCACAGGUGAUGACGAGUACACCUGGCCGCAGAAGAAGGUGCCUCUUGUGCAAGAAAAACGAACGGUUCGUCUGGACAGCUCAGAGUUUUCGGCCAAACCGCAAAGCGAGCUCCACGGAGUAUGUGGCAUAGAGUGCCAGCGGGGUCUCCCGGUGCCCAGCCUGGAUGAUUUAGAGAAGAUUCUCUCUUACGAGACGAUGUACGACAACGGCACGCGCACCCUCACCACCGUCGCUGUGCAGGAGCUGAACGCGAGCGACUGGACGGGAAGCUCUCCGUCGCGCGCCCGACGCAGGCGAGAGGUCUACGGCACGGACACGCGCUUCACCAUCGCGGAAAAGCAAUACUCUUUAAAGUAUCCUUUCUCGACGUCUGUGAAGAUUUCCACGGGCUGCUCUGGAGUCCUGGUGUCCCCCAAACACGUGCUGACGGCCGCGCAUUGCAUCCACAACGGCACGGACUACCUGGACGGAGUACAGAAACUCAGCGUGGGGUUGCUGAAGGAGCGAUCUCGCCGAGGGAAAGGCAGAAAAGGGAAAGGACGGAAGGGAAAGGGACAGAGAAAUAAAAUAGAAGAAGGGGAAACAGACGAAGAGGUCGCAGAGAAGCACGAGCGCAGGGGCAAAGGGAGGAGAAACCGCAGCCGGAGGAGCGCCGUUUCCGCGCCGCCCUCGUUCCGCUGGACGCGGGUGAAACAGAUGCAGGUACCGAAGGGCUGGUUUAAAGGCAUUUCCGAAAGCGUAGUGGCCGACUAUGAUUACGCCAUUCUGGAGCUCAAGAGGGCGCAAAAGACCAACUUCAUGGAUCUAGGCGUCAUACCCUCAGUCAAAAAGCUGCCGGCUGGCCGUAUCCACUUCUCAGGCUUCGACGAUGACCGGCCGGGCAACCUGGUGUACCGCUUCUGCUCUGUAUCGGAGGAGUCCAACGACUUGUUGUACCAGUACUGCGAUGCCAAGCCCGGAUCCAGCGGUUCGGGCAUCUACAUUCGUCUCAAAGAACCCGGCAAGAAGAAAUGGAAGAGGAAGAUCAUCGGGGUUUUCUCGGGUCACCAGUGGGUGGAUGUGAACGGGGUGCAACAGGAUUACAAUGUGGCGGUGAGGAUCACGCCGCUGAAGUACGCGCAGAUCUGUCAUUGGGUGCACGGGGACUCCAGCAAGUGCCACGCGACCUGAGAGACCCCAGACAACUUCAGCGCCUCCCAUUUGCGCACUUCACAGACUGCUGCAUUCGUCAAAGCUCUUGAAUUCAUCACAAAAGUCAUGAACUAUUCCAAGUAAGGAUAUUUUGAUACCAUAAUUUAUUUUACCAGAUAACUUUUGGUUUGAAUCAGAUGUGUAUUUCUAGUCGGUCUUAUUAAAGAUUAGGUCAUAAACGUUAUCAUUUUUGAAUUAGAAAGUUAGUGUUGUUUUGCCAUGGGAGGCAUUUAUUUGGUCCUAGAUGUUGUCGACACAGGAAAAAUACUUAUUUUUCUGAGAGAAAUUGUUUAUUUGUGGAUUUACUUUUUUUAAGAAAGUAUCUGCUUAUUGAUGCUGUUUUUUAAAGCGUUUUGUUUCUGUAGGUUAUCAUUAUAUAGAUGUUAUGGUUGUGUGUCUUUGAUGACUAAACUGUAAACUCUCUUCAUGGGCUUCCAUUGACAUCUAUGUUGCUGUCUUCUGUAACAAUGCAGACAGUUAACUACCUUCAGGUUGUCCUUGUUGAUUUCUGGUGCUAAUUUAAUUUUUAAUACAUCAGAGGACCUGUCAGAGUAACAGGCUACUGUAGAACUGUAAGUAUGUAUUUAAUGUAAAGCGUGGAGUAGUGUAAUAAAACCACGCAUUGCUUUCAAAACUACACAGGGUUAUUUAAAGUUUACUAUAGUCAUUGGUAAAUAUCAUUAGAUUUGUUUGUAAUUACGAUAUGGAGGAAAGCAAUAUAGGAAAUGUAAAAAUCGUAAUAUAAAUCUGCAUUUAUAUUUUUCAACGUUGGUUAAAAAACUCUGUACUAUUUUAAAGACCAAAUAAAGUGAGAUUUAUGUUGGUCAAGGAGGA
Molecule: messenger RNA, 2552 nt
Organism: Triplophysa dalaica
Lineage: Eukaryota; Metazoa; Chordata; Actinopteri; Cypriniformes; Nemacheilidae
Gene: prss35
Product: serine protease 35
Exons: 2
Coding region: 450-1697 (415 amino acids)
Biological process (GO): proteolysis
Molecular function (GO): serine-type endopeptidase activity
Source: RefSeq, a predicted model, not a curated record